GGUGGGUCGUUGCUAGAUCUAGAUGUGGGCCAACCAGCCGAGUAUUAGUAUAAAAUAUAGAUGAUGAACUGGGUCUAAUUAUCUUCCAUUAAUGUUUUUUACAAUGAGUUCUGUGGUCAACAACAGUGAAAAUGGCGAACCCCUAUAACCCCUCUUGACCAAAACGCCAACAAAAGAAAAUGAUGGCAGCAGCUGCUUGGAGGUCUUUAUUGCCUGUAAUAAUGAUCUCUAUUUUCAUGGUAUACGAAGAGUGGGUCUCCUUCCCUUCUUGCAAACUCCUCCCAAGCACCACCUACAGUCCCGACAAACAUGUCGAGAACGUAGAUGAUUCGCUGGAGGAUCUUAAGGUUAUGAUGGUUGCCAACUUGCUCUUGCUUGGCUCCGAAGCUGGUUUUGUCAACCUCUAUUUCAGAGACUAUUACAUGUCCAAGUUUUUCGAGAAAUCUUUUCAGAGUUUGAACCCUGAUAUGCUACUAGUCUUAGGUGAUGUUUCUGCGAAAGGGUCAGAGUUGUCAAGAACUAAAUGGUUAUCGGUGCUACAUCAGUUUGAUAACAUGUUGGGUCCAUUUCUUGAUCUCCCUUUACAUGUUAUUCUUGGUGAUAGGGAUGUUGGAGAGUGUAGUGGUCUUUGUUCAAACUCUGUUAAUUGGAUAGCUAGGAAUUUUCCGGGGUUGGAUUCAUCGGGAUGUGGUGCUUUCGAAAUUAGCAAUAUCAGCUUUGUUUCACUUAACGCUGUUGCGUUGAUUUGUGGUAACAAUAAACUCCGUUUUGACGUUGAGAAGGUUAUAGAAAGGGAAAGUGUGGAUCUACAAAUGGAAAUAGAAGGCAUGGAUGAAGCAAACAAUGGGUUUGGCAUGUUUAGCGAAAUGUCCAAUGACUUUAGGUGGAGAGUAAAUGCUAUGAAAUCGGGUUCUGGUUCUGGUUCUGGUCCUGUCCUAUUACUUCAUUUUCCCUUGUAUCGGUCGGGGAAGACCCAUAUAGCAGAAGGUAGUACUUUCAAGUCUAUCAUUGAUCCAUCGGGCAAAGUUCCAGCUUCAGCACAGGGCGAAGGCUUUUCUGGGACCGGCCCUUAUGAUCUAUCGCAGACUGUCCCACCAAAUGCUACUGAAUACAUUUUUCAUGCUCUUAAACCCAGGAUUAUUUUUAGUGCUCACACACAAGAAUUUAGUGACCACACUCACUCAGAUGGGACUCGAGAGGUAACAAUUCCAGCCAUGACAUGGAAAGUGAGGGAUGAUCCAGGUUUUAUUGUUGCAACCUUCCAAAGGAACAAAAGUGCAGGUGCAAAAUCGACACGGGUUGGCACAUGGGCGUGUGGCCAGCCCAUGUGGCUCAUACGGGCGUGUGGCUUACCCGUGUGGAAAUGCCUAGGCCGUGUGGAUCCUGAAAACAACUCUAUUUGUCCUUUUUGGCUUGUUUUUCGCUCCUUUCGGUCUCAAAUGCUCUACUAAGAAUAAAAACAUGAAUGUAAAGGAUUAUGAGCAUCAAAUUCACUAAUUUGCAUAAUUAAUCAUCUAAAAACGCAUUAAGAAUAGGACUAAAAUAUGUUACAUAUUUCAGGGGUCGCUUUAAACAAAGAAAUCUGCUUAGGUGCAGAAUGAAAAUUUGAUACUAGUUCGAGUGCCAUUAGUUUUCCUAAUUUUGUUAUCUGUAUAGCUGAUUGUUGUUUAUGAAAUUGUAUUGCAUUGAUUUGCAAGUUAUACUUGAAAUUGAAUGAUAAAGCGCUCACGGCAAUA
Molecule: messenger RNA, 1736 nt
Organism: Gossypium arboreum
Lineage: Eukaryota; Viridiplantae; Streptophyta; Magnoliopsida; Malvales; Malvaceae
Exons: 5
Coding region: 180-1451 (423 amino acids)
Biological process (GO): GPI anchor biosynthetic process
Source: RefSeq, a predicted model, not a curated record